UUUCAACAGGGCCAAGAGAGAUAUUCAGAUAUCCAUUAUCCAUAUUGACGAGCAUCUCGUGUAAACCCGUUUUCCUUAAAAAGCCUACUCCGUCGGAGAUAGUUGCUCGGAGCUUUAACUCAUUCGGACUCGAUCACGUUCAGAGGCGAUGGCUUAUACCAGAGUUGAGAGGCCUGCUUCACCGCCCAAGUCGGCAUCCCCAGUUAAAGGUCGUAGGUCUAGGUCGAGAUCGAGAUCGAGAUCAUUAUCAGCCCCGAGGAGAAGCCGCUCAAGGAGCCGUGAUACUGAAGCUGCUUCCAAUCCUGGAAACAACCUGUAUGUGACUGGCCUAUCAACAAGGGUUACAAGUAGUGAUCUUGAGAAGUUCUUUAGCAGUGAAGGGAAGGUUGUUGAGUGCCAUCUCGUUACAGAUCCUCGAACAAAAGAGUCUCGUGGGUUUGGUUUUGUUACGAUGGAGACAAAUGAAGCUGCAGAUCGAUGUGUUAAGUAUCUAAACCGCUCUGUGCUGGAAGGUCGGCUUGUUACUGUUGAGAAGGCUAAGAGAAAACGAGGUCGGACACCAACUCCUGGAAGAUAUCAAGGUGUGAGAAAUACACGAGGAUCUGAUCGAAGACGAUCUCGUAGCUACUCACCCCGCCGACGGCACGACAGGGAUUCAUAUCAUGGGGACCGACGAGGAAGGUCACGGUCACCAUAUAAUAGGCGGGAUGAUGACUAUGGUUCCUAUAGAAGGCACCGGGACUGAUGCACAUCCCCUGGAUUUGGGCUGCACAAGAGGCCGUGGGUUCAGCUUGUGUUUUUACAAUUUCCUGGAUGCAUUUCUGUGGACUUAUCGGGCUUUCAAAUAUAUUAGAUAUUCCUAGUACUAUUAUGUUGCUCUUUUCUGACAGUCUACAAUUGUAAUGGAUUGAACAAUUCUCUUAGGUGUGGAUUGGUUAAGUGCUCUUGCAUGCAAAACUCUGUUAGUCUUCACUUCUGAGAGUCAACAUUUUCAGUUUUUGGUGCA
Ipomoea nil (Japanese morning glory) is the source of this 1006-nucleotide messenger RNA. Its product is annotated as serine/arginine-rich splicing factor SR45a-like. Gene Ontology annotation, biological process: positive regulation of mRNA splicing, via spliceosome. The coding region runs from base 149 to 745 and encodes 198 amino acids. The transcript has 7 exons. Lineage: Eukaryota; Viridiplantae; Streptophyta; Magnoliopsida; Solanales; Convolvulaceae. Gene Ontology annotation, molecular function: RNA binding. The record is from RefSeq and is a predicted model, not a curated record. Gene Ontology annotation, cellular component: spliceosomal complex.